AUGGAUAGUGCUGCGAGUUUUGAAGAAGAUAACUCAGACAGUGAUUAUAUGAAUGUUUCAUCAUCAUCUGAAAGUUCUGAGGAAAAUGAGUUUCCAGCAAAACGUAGAACUAAUCUACCAAUUAAACGCAAAGAUGGACUCGAUAUUGUUAAAAAUCCAUUAUCAAAGCUUAAUAUUAGGCAAUCGACGAGUCAAACAUCAGUUAAAUUGAGUUUAAAGAGAAAAUUUCCUUUUACCAAUACAGCAACAAAAAAGGAAAAUGAUGGAGCAGGCUUAUCCACCAUUAGCUUUCAAGUUUUAUCGGCUUCACAAUCGCCCGAUGAAUCGACUACACCAACAAUGGAAUUGGAAUCAAUCAAUAACCCUUCAUUAUUGAUGCCUGCCCCUCAAGCAGAUGAUCCUCCAUAUUUUCCUGAAAAAUACAGUGGUAAAUUAUGUGCCUUUUGCAAUUUAGGUGAGCGUAGUCAACUCGGACAAGGCGAAAUGCUUCGCUUAGAGUUGACUGAAGAGGAAUCUAAAAGUGCAUCCAAUUCUAUGAAAUCGGAUUCGCAACACGGUUCCGGUUCGUAUGAUGAGGAAUCAAAGAACGGAAAUGAUGAUUUAAGUAAAAUAUUUAAGAAUGCAUCAAGUACAUUGUUACAACAACAACUUAAUCGCCGUCAAAAAGGCUUAAAUAAAUGCAAAAAUCCAGUCAUUACAACCGAAUACGUUGAUGAAUUAGAAAAAAUUGGAUAUACUGAGAACGUAGAUUUUAACAUGAUAGUUGAAAACGGCUUUUAUUACGUUCAUCGAGCAUGUGCGAUGUGGUCUUUUGGUGUUGAUCGUGAUCCAAUUAAUGAUACGCUAAGCAAUGUCUCAUUGGUGCUCAAACAAAGCUUAAUUCGCAAAUGUUCUUACUGUAAUCAUUUUGGAGCUAGUGCCGUUUGUAAAAUCAACUGUCAACGAGCUUUUCAUUUUCCAUGUAUCGCUGCAUCCGGAAGUUUUCAAGACUUUCAACAUUGUUCUGUUUUCUGUGUUGAUCAUCUCAAUCAUGUUCCAUUAAAUUGCGAUGAGGAUGUUCAUUGUCGUCAUUGUAACACGUUAGGUGAUAUCAGUAAUCUCAUGGUUUGUUCUAAAUGUGGUGAUCAUUAUCAUGGAACCUGUAAAGGAUUAGCACAGCAACCUGGUGUUCGUUCAGGAUGGCAAUGCAAUAAAUGCCGAUCUUGUCAAAUUUGUCGCAUACCAGACAAUUCAGAUGGUCGUACUUUAGCUUGCGAAACAUGCGAUAAAUUAUAUCAUCCGCAAUGUUUAAGACCAAUUAUGGCAACAGUUCCAAAAUACGGUUGGAAAUGUCGAUGCUGUAGAAUAUGCAGUGAUUGUGGAGCUCGAACUCCAGGCGCUGGUGCUUCUUCUCGGUGGCAUAAUCAUUAUACCGUUUGUGAUUCGUGCUAUCAACAACGUAAUAAAGGAUAUUCCUGUCCAAUUUGUCGAAAAGCAUAUCGUGCUGCUGCUUACAGGGAAAUGGUCAAGUGUUGCGUAUGUCAAAAAUUUGUUCACAACACUUGUGAUCCAGAAGCUGACUUAAAUGUUUACGAGAGAAAAAAGGAAGUUAAUCCGGACUAUGAAUACACAUGUGGUAUUUGUAAAUCUGCUACACAGAAUGAACGUAUCAAUUUGGCUAUUAGACGAAGUAAUAGUGGAGAUGAUGAAAGUCUAUCUGCUUCUCAAGAGAGUUUAGAUGACAUGGAUAUGGAUAGUGGUGAUGGAAAGUUUAUUAAUAGAGAAGAUUAUGGACUUGGUUUGGGAAAAGGAAAACCAUUUGUUGCAAGUAAAAUAGCUAAAAAGAAGUUAGGAUUAAGUAGUAGCAACAGUGGAGUGAGUGGACAAAGACCGAAAGGAGUCGGGAAAUUUGGUUUCCAAAAACGUGCAAGAACAUUUGAGCUAGGCAGAAAAAGAGGUCCAAAAUCGAAAAUGCGAGGCGUUUUUGGUGUUCCAGGAAUCGGACUUCAACGCCCAGUUGCUGAUUCAUCAAAACAAAAUGAUGAGGAACCGGGUUCAGAAAAUCGUUUAGUAUUGUGUUCAGCAAAAGAUCGCUUCGUAUUGACACAAGAUAUUUGUGUAAUGUGUGGUGCAAUCGGAACUGAUCAAGAAGGAUGCUUAAUAGCUUGUGCACAGUGUGGUCAGUGUUAUCAUCCGUAUUGUGUUUCAGUCAAAGUGACGAAAGAAAUUUUGCAAAAGGGAUGGAGAUGUCUAGAUUGUACUGUGUGUGAAGGAUGCGGAGACAAAAAUGACGAAGCAAGAUUAAUCUUAUGUGAUGAGUGCGACAUUUCAUAUCACAUUUAUUGUAUGGAACCUCCAUUAAAUACAGUUCCUCAUGGCACUUGGAAGUGUAAAUGGUGUGCAAUUUGUGUUAAGUGUGGCUCAAAUGAGCCUGGAAAUAAUUGUUGUUGGCAGAAUAGCUACACAGAAUGUGGACCAUGUGCGAGUCAAUCUUAUUGUUCAGUAUGUAGUGAAACUUAUAGUGAUGGAGAGCUAAUAAUGCAAUGUACUAGCUGCGAUAGAUGGCUUCAUUGCUUGUGUGAUUCAAUUAAGAAUGAAAUAGAAGCUGAAAAGUGUGCAGAAGAAGGUUACAUAUGUGUGCUAUGUCGCCCCAAAGAUAUUCUACCACCACACUUGCAAAUCAAGAAAAAACCUCAACCUGUAUCCACACAAUCAUCAACUACAAAAGAAGAACCUUUUGAUGAAAAUGAUACUAUAAUAUCACUUGCACUUGAUGGAAGUCACUUUGUUGAUGGCGUAUAUUUGAGUGAGCAUGGGAUGCAAUUUAUUAAAACACUUCAAACAGAACCAAAACGAGCAAAACGAAGACCAAAAGUAGCACCAGAAGUUGACAAAGAUGCGGGUAUUUUAGCAGCAAUAGAAUCUGUGGUAGCUGGUAGUGCUGACAACUCAAUGGAAGACAUCAAAUUGGAGUUAAUGGAUCCAAACGAAGAAGCUCAAAUCUAUAAAGAUGGUAUGACUUGGUCAAAUACAGAGCCAGCACCCGAAGGAUUUUCACUCUUCACAAAUGAAAGUGGACAAGUUAUUUUGCGUAAAAAGAGACAAAGAAACUUACAAAAAUUGGGUAUUGGUGGAUUUGCCGUUCGCAAUAGAGCUGUACGAACAACUAAGAAUGAUGAAGAGCCAUCAAACUUAACCAAUGAAGAUGCGAAAAAGAAGAAACCAAACCGACGAAAACAAAAGAAUAAAUUAGUUGAAACAUACCCAACGUAUUUACAAGAAGCAUUUUUCGGAAAACCAUUAAUGGAUUCGAACGUGAAGGUGAAGUUAGAAUUGAGUAGCAGCGACGAUGAAACAAAAAGUAAUGUUUCUGAUGACAAGACUAUAAAAUUAUCAUUAGAUGAAUUAAAGAUGAUUGAAGCUAUGCGAGCCAAACAGCAACAAAAAUUAGAAGAAGAACAAAAAUUGAUUGAAAAAACUCAACCUGCAUUGCAAUCACCACAAUUAAUGUCGAAUGGAGCUCAGAUUCAAUUGAAUCAGAAGAUGCAGCAACAAAAUGAGCUCACAUCACAAGGGCAAAGUUCAAGUGGAUCUAUGACAGGAUCAAAUAGUCAAGAUGCUAGUGCAUCAUCUGAUCUUAUUCAAGCUGCUGAUAUUAAAGCAGAAUUGGAUAUCAUGGAUGAUGAUGAGAACAAUAGUGAUACUGAAGCAUUAAAAGAUGUCCUCGGACUACCUGGUGAUCUAUUAGAUAAUGAUUUAGUCAAUACAAUAAUGAAUGAAGACGAUGAUCUCACUAAAAAUACAGCCGGUCUUGAAGAUGUAGAUGUUAAAGGUGUUAAAGAUGAUUUGGCAGAUAUACUAAGUCCUCAUUUCAACAUUGAUAUGGAAGAUAUGUUAUUUAAGAGUGUAUUAACGGAUGAAUCGCAAGAGUCUCAGGAAUCAGCACUUACAAACUCUCUCACAUCGUACUCAACUCAAUCGACACCAUCUCAUCAAUCGGAAGUACAGUCAAUACAUCUAAAUCAACCAACAACUCCAUUGCAAACAAGCAAUAUGACACAAUUGCAAUCUCCACAACCUUCAAAUACGAACAUGAAUCCUAUGAUGCAACCACAAUCCCCACAAAUUAAUACUCAAAUCAAUCCUAUGAAUCAACAUAUAAUGUUACAGCAGCAGCAGCAACAACAACAACAACAACAACAACAACAAGUUAAUAAUCCAAUGCAUGUACAGCAACCAAUGAUGCAGCGACAAAAUUCUUUGCCGGGACCGCCAGGAAUGGCUGCGGCUCAAAGAGGACCACAAUUUAAUACUACAACGGUAUUUCCAAAUCAACCACAAUGGACUAGCCAACCAAUCGAUAGUGAUUUUGAUUUGGGUUCUAGUAGUAUGAAUACUGUUCAAUCGACUCAAGCACCGAAAGUGAAUAAUCACCAGAAAAACUCAGAACGAAUGUCUGAGGAUGAAAAACUUGGCGAUAUGUCGACAAUAUCUGCUGUCUUAUAUGCAAAUCAAAAUCAUCCUGAAUUGAAAAUUGAAUAUCCACACUGGCCAGAUCGUUAUAAGCAAAUAAUGAAAAAAUGGCGCGCAUUAUCGUCUGACAAGAAGCAACCGUAUUUGCAAAGAGCUAGAGAUAAUAGAUCAGCACAGCAAGCGCAAUUGAGAACAAAGAAAGCCCAACAGGUGGCUCCUGACUUAUCACCCGAUAAUGGAACCACGAGCACAAAUAGCACAUCUCCCGCACUGAGUUCAACCCUAUCUGAAUCAUCAUCACUAAUGGAUUCUAAUAUGAUUCAACAAACUACUACAACGACAAAUAUUGGUGGACAACAACAAAUACAAGUGGAUCAAGAUAAAAUUACUGCUCAACAAAAGAGUAUCAAAGAGGCAGAACAAGAGCGUCAAUGGAAACUAUUGCAAGCUCAGCGUGCUCGUGAGCAACAGCUUGGUAUGCCACCUGAGCAUCAACGCAUGAACGAUCCGAAUCUUCAAUUGCAAAUUUCUACGACUUUAAAUGAUGGAUCGAUGAGUCCAGUUGCAAGUCCUUCACCAAACUCUCGAAAUCAAUUUAUGGUACCACCAAAUAAGGGAAGAAUGAUGAUCAAUCCUCAAAGUCCAAGUGCUACUUGUACUAAUUUCCAACAUCCUGGACGUCCAGUUUCACAACUCCAACGUCAACAAAGUCAACAGCGUAUGAAUCAAAGUCCAUUCUCUCCACAAACGUCUACGCCUCAAUCACCCAAUGAUCUCUUUCCUGGAUCACCAUCAGCUGAUGGCUUCCAGAGACCUCCACAUGAUGAACAACAAUUUUUGCAUUCACCACAAACACCAAAACCUAUGCCGCAACAGCAAUCUCCAGUUCAUACACCUGGCACUCCUAACAGUGCACCAAAUAUGAGUCCAGUGUAUGCUCAAGUAAUUAAUCAGCCUCCUCAGCAACAGCAACAACCACAACAAGUUGCAAAUAUUGGUGGAUAUGUUCAAGCUCCUGGAACUCCACGUCCUACAUUCAAUCCUGGGCAAACCAGAACAACUGUUUAUGCUCGUCCUGAUAUGUUUAGCAAGCCACCAUACAUUCAAUCACAGACAACAAAUCAUGAACAUAAUAAUAGACAAUUACGUGAUUUAUUACAAAGAACUCAGGCACCAACUAAUAUGCCUGGACCAGCUCAAAAUCCGAUGCAACAAACAUUUACACUUGAUAAUGAAUUAAUGAAGAAUCAACAACAGAGUCCAACAAGUCCUUUAAUUCAAAAUAAUCCAUUAAUGCAGAAUAAUCAACUUCUUCAGAAUAAUCAAUUGAUACAAAAUAGUCAAUUGAUUCAGAAUAAUCAAUUAAUGCAGAGUAAUCAGUUAAUGCAAAACAAUCAGUUGAUGCAAAGUGGUCAAAUGAUGCAAAAUAAUCAGAAUCAGGCAGGUGAUAAUACAUUCCGACAGCCACUUCCACCAGGUAUAAGACAGCAGAGAGUGCAAUCCAUGGUUGGUGGAAAAAUGAUUCGUUCAAGUACUCUUAGUGGACCUCCACAGCCUCAGCAACGCAUGAUUAUGACACCAGAAAAUCACAGACCUAGAUUACAAAUAAGACCUGGUAUGAAUAUAAAUCAACAACAGAUGCUUAAUGAACAACAGCAACAACAAAUGAAUCAAGGCCAAAUGGCACAACAAAGAAUGCCAUUAACACCUACUGGUAAUUUUGGCAAUGUACAGAAUGAAAUGAUUCAACAGGUACAACCUGGUAUGAUUUCUGCAAAUAAUGCUAAUAAUCCAAAUCAGAAUAUGAUCAUGACACAGAGAAUAGUAGUUCAGAAUCCAAAUAUUCAACAUACUAUGCAAAGUGGGCAAAUUAAUCAAGCUCAUAAUGCAGCUGGAGAUGUUAAUAUACCAACUAGUCUACCUCAACAUGCACCAGAUGCUGAGGGUAUCCCAGAAUCUGUAACUGCUGAGCUAGAAAAACUCGAACAAGAUGAAAACGUUGGAAUGGAUGGAGUUGGUGAUAUCUUAGGAGGACUUGGAGAUGAUGAUGAUGAUUUAUUAGAUUCAUUGACUGCUGAAAUGGGUGCAGAUUUCAAUAUUUUGGAAUAUGGAGAUCCAGAGCUUGACUCAACAGAUGAAAAGUCAACACUUCUUGACAGUUUAGAAAUGGAUGAAGGUGAAAAUGCAAAAGAAGAAAAACUUAAAAAUAUUGAAGUUGAAAAGAUAGCUAAAGCUAAUUUCCAAAGAUCGGUAGAAAUGAGUAAUGCCAAUGUACCACAAAAUCCUCAAUUGAAUCGCAUGCCCAUGCAAGUUCCAAAUCAACCAAUGCCUAAUCAAAUGACACCAAGCACUGAAUCUCAACCUAUGGAUCAAAAUCCUGGAACACCUCAAAAUCAACAACAAUCUCCUAUUCAAAAUCCUCAAAUGUUCCAGCAAGCAAAUGUUCAGAGACAAGUUCGUUUUAAAGCGCAAAUUCCGCCGAAUCAAAUGACAGAACUUCAACACAUCCAUCAACAAAUGAUGCUACAGCUUCAACAAGCUGCAGCUCAAGGAAAACCAAUGCCAAUUGGUACUCGAUUAGUUGCAAACAAUCCAGGAGGGCCAAUAACUGGAACAGUUACAGGUCCAAACAACAUAUCGCUAUCAUUUCCAACAGGUGUUCAGCGUUUACCACAAGUGCGAAUGGUUAAUCCAAAUAUUCAAGGAAAUCAAAAUAAUCAACAAAGAAUGGUAUUACCACAUAUGAUUCAAAAUCGACCUAACAUGAUGCAAAACACUCAGCAACAAGUUAAUCCAAAUAUGCAAAAUAUUAUCGGGCAACAACAACAGCAACAAGUUGCUCCACCACCACCUUAUCCUGAACCCCCUCCACCAUAUCCUGGACAAACACAAAAUCAGGAACAGCCGUUAUUGCUUGAGGAUUUAUUGGAGCAAGAGAAGCGUGAACAGGCUAGAAAUAUUGGUUCAGCUCAGGUUGUUGAUAUCAAUAAUUCUCAGAAUCAACAACAAAACAUACUAAGCGAUCAAGAUUAUGAAAAACUACGACCAGAUGUUUUAACAACGACUACUCAAAGCGUUACUAUGACGCAGCAAAUUCCACAGCAACAGCAAUUUGUUCCAAGGGGUAUAGUAACGAAGCAAUGGCGUCCUCAAACACCUGGUAUUUCUAAUGCUCAAGCUCCUUCAACAAGCCCCGAUCUUGUUCGAUCAGUUCCAAUUUAUAAUGCUAAUUUGCAGCCAAUGCCUCCAACUCCACCUGAAAAUAUUCUCACUGAGACUGAUAAACAGACUCAGACAAACUUUGAAGCUUGGCUUAAUACUCAACAUGAUUCAUUACAAAAGCAAUUGGGUUAUUAUGAAACUGAAAUUGCUGAAUUGAGAAAAUUGAAAAAGUCUCUUAAUACCAAACAGCGUCAAUUGAAAAAGAAUGGAAAUGAUUUAACUGAAAUUGAUGCUCAGACUUUAAUGAAGGUUUCUCAAGAGCAGGCAACAGUACAAAAGCAUCUAGAAAAUGCUCGAAAGCAAGUGCGAAACCAUUUGAAUAUUAGGCAAGAUUAUGAAAAUAAACAAAAAUCGAAACAAAUUGCAAACAAUCCUCAUAUUCCUCAUAUGGUUCAAUCACCUGUUGGAAUGAACGAUCAAUCUCCAAUGAUGUCACCAUCACCAAAUAUUAUUCAACAACCAGUGCAAUCGCCUCAUGGUCAAAUUAUGGGGCCAUCUCAAAGCCCACUUCAUUCACCAAGUCCUAUGAUGAAUUUACAGAGUGCUCAAAGUCCUGGACCAAAUUCAGUAAUGCAAAGUCCAAGUACACAUAUGAAUGCUAUGUCACCAUACAAUACAACACAACAAUCACCUAGAAUAGGAACUCCACAUUCACAAAUCGACGAAAGUCCCUUUAGUCCGAAUUCAGGACCAAUUGAAUCACCAUCAAUGAACAAUCGAUUGACUUCACCAAUUCCUAGAAUGACAUCUCCUCAACACCGUCCUUCAACACCAAUGCAAAUUCAAAUGAUGAACCGAAUGAGUGGACAACAAGUGCAAUUUAAUCAACAACCAAACAUGAACCAACAAAAUCGUUUUAUCCGUCCACCAAUGAUUUCGAAUGAUGGAAAUAAUCGAAUGAGGAUGCCUACAGCAUUCCAACAAAUGCCACAUGGUGGUAAUAUAAUACGUCAAGUGCAAUAUAAUACAAUGGAUCCAAAUGGAAAUCCACAAAAUGUUCAAACAAUUACCACCGGAAAUCAAAAUAUUAGUAUUGAAGCACAAAGAGCCUUACAAAUAAGACAAAUGCAAAUUAGACAACAGCAGAUUAUGAAGCAACAGCAACAGCAAAUGAAUCAACAACAACAGAUGAACCAACAAAUGAACCAACAACAAAUGAAUCAGCAGCAAAUGAACCAACAACAAGGACAAAUGAAUCAAAUGCAGCAACAACAAGGACAAAUGAAUCAAAUGCAGCAACAAAUGUCUCAAAAUCAGCAAAUUGUCAUGACUAAUCAACCUAAUCAAAGUCCAAUUCAUCAACAGCCACAAUCGCCAAUAAUCAAUCAAAAUGCAACUUCACCAAUGCCUCGAAGUCCUAUGAUUCAUUAUCAACAUCAAAAUCCAAAUAGUCCAAUGAUGAAUGUUCAAGGAAUUGAUAAUUCACCAAGACAAAUGUAUAUGCAACAACAAUCUCAGAUGAUGGAUCAUGGAAAUAAUCAAAACAUGAUGCAAGGUGGUGGUGGUAGUGGAGGAAUGAUGAAUCAAGAUAACAUUCCAUGCGAUCCAAAUCUUAUAAGAUCUAGACCAAUAAAAUUAGGUCUUAAAGGUGGAGCACCAAUGUUUGGUAAUGGAAAGGAUAACAAAAAGCAAACUGUGAGUUCCGAUAUGUUGCAGUUAAUAAAAAAAAUUCAACAGCAACAACCACAGCAGCAACAGCAAACAACUAUUACAAUUGAUGCACAAAGAAACAUUCCUGGAAAAAUGAUUCCAACGGCGAUAUCAUCUGCAGAAUUACAACAAGCUUCAAGUAGUAGACAAAUCCAAAUAAAACCAAAAACAUCUCUUUUAAAGAAUCCUUUGGCACCAAAAGUGAAAUCAUUAGUGGAUUAUGAUGAUAACGAUUCAUCAAAUGGAACUCCACCGAUCAGUCCAUUAUCAUUAAAAGUCAAGCAGAGGUUGCAAGAAAAAUCAGAUGACGUUGUUAUAGUUGAUAGUAGUCCUGACGAGAAACAGAGAUUAACAGAUUAUGAUGAUGAUAACGACAAGAUUGUAUCAUUAACUGAAGUCUCAUUAAAUUCAACGGCUCAGGAUAUUGGCGAUGCUGACACGAUUGUAGAAGCUUUUGAUGGAAGUGAAUUAGUUUCAAGCCCAUUAGUGACUGAACAAGAAGCCACAGAUUAUACUCUCUUUGAAUCCCAUGUUGUACAUCUCGAUGAUAGUAAUGAAUCUAUGAAGGAAAUUAUUAGUUCUGAAUUGCUUUUUGAUGAUGAAAGACCAAAAGCUUCAACAUCGAAAAAUGAAGAAGUUAUGUAUGUCAUACAAUCUGAGAAAGCAAAGAAUCUAAAAAAUGUUGGGACUCGUGAAGAUUUUGAAGCUAUGAUUGAUUCAGGAAAGGACGAAGAAGAGAAUGAGAGUGAAACUGAAGUAAUAGCAAUUGAAAAAUGUGAGCAAUCAGAUCAAGAGAUUAUUGGAAAACCUAUUGAGAUCAAACAAAAUAGAAUAAUUACGAAAGCUAUAUCAGAUGCGAAGCAAAUUAAAUUUCCAGUUGUACUCUCGUCUGCUACAAAUUCCGUGUCUUUAACCUUGCCAGCUAAUAUAAUGGGGAGAACAAAUUUAUCAACAACUUCUAUGUCAUCUGCAGCAGGAUUAGCUCAUAAUAAAUUGGUUAAAUCAGCAACACAAACAACAGCUAAAGUCUCAAUUGGAAACACAACGAUAUCAGUUCCAGUUGUUUUGAAGAAUAUGUCAGAUUCUCAACAAGGUUCAAAGAAAAUAAUAACAACAAGCGCUUUGACAUUGUCAAACUUGAAAAAGAAUCCAAAUAUGAUAAGUGUCUCUGGACAAAAAAUAAACACAUCAGCUAUUGUUACUCUUUCAUUAAACAAAGGAAAUACACGACCAAUUCAAACUGUAGAUUUCAAGCAGCGAAUUCAUCAAAAGCCUGGACAACAGUCAAUUAUUGUAUCAGCUGCACCAUCAGGAUAUAUAACAUCACAACAUAACGAUCAUCAAACUAUAACUGUAACAAGUAUUCAAAAUGCUUCUGUUAUUAACAAGUUAUCAGUUAGUUCAUCACCGAUUUUGACGUUUUCAAAAAUACCCACACUUACAAUGACUCAAGAUACAUCUUUGCCUAAUAAAAUACUUGAAGAUGAUGAUGUCUCUCCUGAUCAUGAUGACAAAACAUCUGGGGAUAAAAACAAAGAAGCAAAAAAUAAGAAAGAAAAUUCUAAUAAUAAAAUUACAAAGACUAUUGGAGGAAAUGAAGAAUCUAAAGAAGGAAAUGUGGAAAAUAAGCCCAAGCCAAUAAUUCCAGUUCAUGUUAUUAUUAAAUCACAUGAAUCAUCACAAAGUCCAAUAUCAAAUCCGGUGCAAGUACAAGCUCAGCGUGUAGUGUCUGGAAAUAUGUCGCAACUUUCCCCAUUAUCACAACCAAUUGAAAUUAAUACAAACACACACAACGCGACACAGCAAAUCCGUUCAAUAUUGUCUUCAAUUGACUCUAAUGAAGAUUCAAAAAAUAAGGCGGAAGGCGAACAAUUCAGUAUACCAACAUCUACACAAUUAAAUAUACCGAAAACGAUAAUACGAAGUUCUUCAACACCGACAACAUUAACUCAAACGUCAAAUGAUACAAAGAUAAUUAUUACACAAUCUAGCACCUCAAUUCCAUCGUCAUCGAUUGUCUCCAACUCUCAGCCAAGCAAUGUAUUGUUUGUAAAACAAAUUAAAGCUCUACCACCCUCAGUGACAUCUACAGUAACAAGCAAUCCAACUAUUGCAAUAGUUUCUCAAUCGUCAGCGGAGCAACAAAGCUCUUCAUCCGUUAUUAUUUCAACGAAACCUAGCAAUCUACUGAGUAUUCUGAGUAAUCAGCAUCAGAAUUCAGGCGCGCAGCAACAAAGUAUGAAAAUAAAUGAUGGAAAAGUAGAAUUACCUCUGACUGAUAAUACAAAAACUGUAACGAUUUUAAAGUCAAAUCCAACGAUAACGAAUUUACUCAAUUCCAAUUCAUUCAAACGCUCGAAAUCAAGCGAUGAUGUAAUCACAACAAAAGAGGCAAAUGAUGCUAUUAUAAACAAACGCUUAAGUUUUGAAGUUUCUAAUGAAAUUAAGAAAGAACCAUUAGAUAUCCCAAUUAUUAAAGAAAGUACACCAACAAUUAUAACAACACCGAUUAUGAAUAUUAUUAAAACUGAACCAUCUUCUGCACCGUCAACUCCAACAAUACCAAAAAUAAUUAAUACACCACCUCCACCAAAGCCAGAUGACUCUAACGUUUUGCUCAAACAGCUUUUGCAAAAUUCUGGUUCAAAUACGCCUGGAAAUCCACCAAUGACAAGAUCAGUUCCUGCAUUAAUGAAUACUCAACGUGCACCAAGUUUGGGUGUCUUUAGCUCUCUAGAAGCACAGUUAGCUCGUCCAGUUAUACCUCCUGUCCCAGCAAAGCAAGUUAUUGUUACUACACAACCACUUGUUGUGAGCACAAUGACAUCACUUCCUGCAACCACAACUUUAUCAAUAACUACAAGUGAGCCAAUGAGAACAACAUCAACGAAUAUCACUAAACUGUUGCCAAUUCACGAAACCUCAUUUGUUUCACAACCAUCUCAAAUCAUUUCAAAUCCACCUCAAAUAGCAACAUCUAUUUCAUCACAUAACUUAAUUUCGAGUGAAAAGAAGCCAAUAGUUAUUUUGAACAGAAAUGACAUUCCCCAAAGUGUAGCAAAUCUUUCUAGCUGUAAUAUUCCAAAAACAAUAAUAUCUCCACUUACAACAAUUGAAAAUAUGGCUCCACCAAAUAUGACUGGACAUCAGAUUAAGAAAGAAAUGGUAUCGCCCGGUAGUUCAAUAAAAUUAAGUCAAUCACCCACUCACAUUGUCCAGCCCCAAUUAGUGAAAAGUAUAUCUCAGUCAUCAUUAAAUUCGGGAAAUACAACACCAGUGCCAAUGGAAUCACCUUUAGUUGACAUUAAGAAAGAAAUGGACGAUAGUUCACAAUCAGAAUCAAUAAGUUCUGAUGUAAGUAUGGUGAAAACUGAAAAUCUCUUUCAUACACCGUCAUCACGUGAUGGUAUGAAUGAGCAUUUAGAUGAAAGUCCAGCGAAAACUGCUCAAGAAAUAGCAAACGAGUUGAAGAGAAAGAAGCGACGUGAAUAUCAAAAAAAUCGUCGUCAAAUGCAGUUGUCAAAAGAGAAAGGAGUUGGAGGAGUCAAAAAGCCAAGAAAAUUGCAAAAAUCAGAAGAAGAUUAUGAUUCGUUUAUUGACAAUCUGAUGAUUCAGAUAAAGUCGCUUCCACAAAUGCAAAUUUUGGAACCACUUUUACCUAAAAAUUUCGGCGUAUGUCCAAUAUACGGAUCGAGUGAAUUAAACAAGAUCAAUGCACUGAAAAAAUAUGACAUCGAAUGUGGUGAACUAAAUGGAGCAUAUGGAAAGGGAGAGCUCUCUUUUAUUUCUGACUUUUACAAUACAAAACCUUUUGGAAUAUUGGAACCGAAGCCUGAAAAAGCUGCAACUUCAACUCAACGUGGAUUUUAUGAUCAAGAAUUUCCACCACUUAAGUUCGAUGAGGAGGAGAAAGCUCAUCAUAGAAAUAAGUAUGAUAUACUAGCAAAAGAUCGUGAUGUCGAUACACCUGAUACAGUUGUCAGUUCUUCAAGUCCUGAAUGUGUUACUAUAAGAAAUCCUAAUCGAUUCCCAGGAUUGAGGCUAAUAAGAGAGGAAGAAGAUGCGGAAAUUGAGGAAGAAAUGUCAAGCUUUAUUGAUAACAGAAUGUCGCCUUCAAUUCCUACAAUUAUCGCUCCAAUACCCAUUCGACUGAAAACUGGCAUCUCACUUACAAAUGACAAUAAAUCAUUCACAGAUAAGGAGUUUGAAUCAUCAAAACAACUUGGUCUUAAAUCAUGCUUUGAGCCACCAACUUCAGCUAAAGAUAACAACAAUAAUAAUGUAACGGUAACGUUGACAUUAACAUCUAAUGCUGCUGAAGAUAUAAUGGGUGUUUUAAAGUCUUUAGCAAAUAUUUUAAAUAUUCCUGCACCUACAGCAUAUCAAAUUGUUGAACGCACGACCACGCCACCAAGUCAAAAACUAGGACUUUACAGAAUCAAAGGCAAAGAUGGAAAAGAAGGACAACCAGUUGAUAUUCAAACGAUAUUAAAUGGAACAGCAAAAUUCUGUAGACACUGUGAUGUAGUUAUAUUAAAUAAUACUAUCAAGGCAAUAGCUAGUGAAUUUCCAUUAUUGAUUAAUACAGAAUUAGAAUCAGAUGAGUUCUAUUUCUGCGGUCAAACAUGCUAUAAACAAUUCCAAUGGCGACCGAUAAAUAUGUUGGAUGAUAAGAGCUUAGGUUCAGCUAUAUCUGACGAUAAGGCUUUAGAAACAAUGUCAGAAAAUAUAUCAAAGGGAGACAUAAAAGGAGAUAUUAAUCAAUCAAAAGAACAAACUAGCUCCAAGAGAAAACAUGAAGAAAUUGAGGAAACAAUUGAAAGCAAGGAAGAAAUAUUGCAAGAGGAGAAACGACAGAAGCUUAUGCGUAUCAAAACAUUUGGAGCAAAUUGCUUUACGCAAACUCAUAAGCAAAAGAAGCUUACUGAACGAGAUAUUACUGAAAUGCUAUUUAGAAUGAAUAUUACUGUAAAUUCUGCACCAAAGAUUCUUGACGAUACAAGGAAAUGUAUAUUUUGUCAUCAAUUUGGAGACGGUGUUGCUGAUGGACCGUCACGUUUAUUGAAUUAUGAUGUCGAUAAAUGGGUUCACUUGAAUUGUGCAUUAUGGUCUGAUGGUGUGUAUGAAACCAUAAAUGGUGCAUUAAUGAAUCUCGAAGCUGCUCUUCAGCAGAGUCUUAAUUCAGUAUGUACAAUAUGCAAUCAAUUAGGAGCGACAGUUAAGUGCUUUAAGGCACGAUGUGGAACGUUGUACCAUUUGAACUGUGCAAUGAAAGAUAAUUGUGUAUUUUAUAAAAAUAAAACAACAAUGUGUAACAUACACGCACCAAAGUCAGAGAAAGAUAAUGAACUAACAACAUUGAGUGUACAGCGUCGUGUUUACAUUGAUCGUGAUGAGAAUCGACAAGUUGCGUCAAUUAUGCAUCAUUCGGAUCUUUCAAAUCUCAUGAGGGUCGGAAGUUUGAUUCUUCUAAAUGUAGGACAAUUAUUACCUCAUCAACUUCACACAUUCCAUACACCAAACUAUAUUUAUCCAAUUGGCUUUAAAAUCAUUCGAUUCUUCUGGUCAAUGAGAAAUCCAAAUAAACGAUGCAAUUACGUAUGCUCGAUCGCUGACUCAGCUGGACGACCAGAAUUCAGAGUAAUUGUAAAGGAACCAAGUGAAGAAGAUAUCGAACUUAAAGAUGAAUCUCCUAAAAAAGUUUGGCAAAAGAUCUUAGAAUCUAUAGUCAAACUUCGAAGGGAAAAUAAACUUGUUCACAUAUUCCCAAAAUACAUAUCCGGCGAAGAUCUUUUUGGUCUAACAGAACCAGCUGUUGUUAGAAUUCUAGAAAGUUUACCUGGAGUUGAGACUUUGAACGACUAUCGCUUCAAAUACGGAAGGAAUCCAUUAUUAGAAUUACCACUAGCUAUAAAUCCUUCAGGUGCUGCACGUACUGAACCUAGACAAAAGCACGCAGUUCCAUUUAAGAAGCCUCAUACUCAACGAACAGGGUCAUCUAGUCAAAGACCAGCUUUUGUUCCAUCAUCAUCAGCUGGUGAAGUUGCUUGCCCAUACAGCAAGCAAUUUGUACAUUCAAAGAGUUCUCAAUACAAGAAAAUGAAAUUAGAAUGGAGAAACAACGUUUUUCUCGCAAGAUCAAAAAUUCAAGGCUUAGGACUUUACGCAGCUCGUGAUUUAGAGAAGCACACGAUGGUCAUUGAAUAUAUCGGGGAAGUCAUUCGUGGAGAAUUGUCAGAACUGAGAGAGAAGCAAUAUGACGCUAGAAACCGAGGUAUUUACAUGUUCAGAUUAGAUGAAGAUCGUGUAGUCGAUGCCACUUUGAGUGGUGGACUCGCUAGAUAUAUAAAUCACAGCUGCAACCCGAAUUGUGUCACAGAAAUUGUCGAAGUUGACCGCGAAUAUCGCAUUAUAAUAUUCGCAAAACGAAGAAUUAAUAGAGGAGAAGAGCUAUCAUACGAUUACAAAUUUGAUAUUGAAGACGAGUCAAGGAAGAUUGCAUGUCAUUGCGGAGCAGCAUAUUGUAAAAAGUACAUGAAUUAA
Molecule: messenger RNA, 15867 nt
Organism: Chironomus riparius
Lineage: Eukaryota; Metazoa; Arthropoda; Insecta; Diptera; Chironomidae
Source: the annotation of a GenBank genome assembly